Molecule: messenger RNA, 1284 nt
Organism: Penicillium alfredii
Lineage: Eukaryota; Fungi; Ascomycota; Eurotiomycetes; Eurotiales; Aspergillaceae
Product: PAPA-1-like domain-containing protein
Exons: 3
Coding region: 1-1284 (427 amino acids)
Biological process (GO): chromatin remodeling
Cellular component (GO): Ino80 complex
Source: RefSeq, a predicted model, not a curated record
AUGCUGCUCCGUCGCUCUCGUCGAUCGAGAGGAGCUGCCGAAGAGGCUCCUGAAUCGGAGGCUAAUGUGGGAACCAGGUCUACGCGGCAAACUCGGAGUGCUGCUGCUUCUUGGGCGACACCCUCACCCUCACCAUUGGAAGACUCUACCCAGGAGCCAUCCAGAUCUCUCCGUCUCACCCUCAAAAUGCCUUCCGGCAAGCUGCGAGAGGCGACGGGUGGCCGCUCUGGCCGGCGCUCAAUCAAUGUCUUCGAAGAGAAUCCCAUUGUGUCGGGACCGCGGACCAGUCGAAACCGCAAGAGAAUCGUGGAGGUGCCCACGAGUGAUGAUGAGGAUGAUGACAUCGACGAUCAAGAAGAAGACGAAGUCGACGAUGAAGACGCCCCCGGAGAGGAUGACGAGGACGCUGAUGCGGACGGUGAUAUGGACAUGGAUGAUGCUCCCCCGCAAGCACCUGCCAGACGACAGGCCAAGGCAACUGCUCCCACUCGCGGGAAAGUGCCCAAGAGUGUGGAAGCCAAGGAGAUGGAGGUGGAUGAAGAGGAGGAAGAUGAGGAAGUUUCCGACACUGAUUCUGAUGCUGAGGGCGAGCCCGAUGAUCAGGAUGAGAGCGCAGUCCCGGAGACCAACGUCGACGACCUGGACGAAGAAGACGAGGAACUUGAAAUGGACGAAGAACUCGACGAAGAUGGGCUCCCCAUUGAUAACGGCAAGAUGACCAAGCGACAGCGUGGAAACCUGGGGAAUGAUUUCCUGCAGCUUCCGAUGGAACCCCAGGUUAAGAAACAUCUGACAGCCGAGGAGCGCGCCAUGCGACGGACCGAGAUGGCUCGGCGAAGGAAGAACCUGAGUGAGAAGCGGAAUGAAGAAGAAAAGAUGGAUACGAUCAACCGAUUGCUCCGAAAGCAACCUCCCAAACGGCGCGGCCGAGCUGCGGCCGUUGAAGGUGCCGAUGGCACGCCCGCCGACCAGGAGGCUCCGGAGCCCGAGAAAGCGGACCCAACAAUGGUGCGAUGGAUCAGUAACUCGAAAGAUUGCACUCUCAGUGUGCCAGAAGAAUGGUUGGGCACGCCCGCUGGCAGGCUGUUUGGCGCUCCCCCCUGCUCAAGGGAACGGAAAGCUAGUGGAGGAGCUCUGAUAUGGCAUACAUACUCGACAGGGAUCACAACGAAACGAGGCGUACUGGAUACUGGGGAAUGGGUCGGAUCAUCUUCGUUCUGGAGGCUAUUACAUUUUGGCUCUCCGUGUACAAUGGAACUGGCGUUCAAAUAUGUGUUGGUUUAG